AUGGCAUCAUCUUCAGCCGAUUUCUUCGCCCGUGUUAGCGCGGGUAGCCAAAGUGACACCACCGCCCUCGGCACAAGCAGUAUAGAGUCGAGCACUAUAAUAGAAGAGAAAUGCAACGACAUCGCCCGACGUAGAUACCCGACCGAGGCGAUUCGACCUGUUCCAUUUCAGGGCGGAUGCUCCUAUUCGCUUCUUGUUGGCGAUUCCAAGGUGCUCCAGUAUCGUCUGGGCACCGACUUUUUGGAUUUGAGCAUUAUCAAGCAGGCAAGACAGGUCUAUGCCGACCUAGUGCCAAACUCGGAGUAUCUGGGUCCCGUCGAAGUGGUUGUUCUAAACCCGGCGAACCCAAUCAGCAUGAACCUCUACGUGCAUGACCGCAUCGGCGGUAGUUCUCUCGCUGAAUAUCGCAACGAGAGUCAAGACAAACCUCCAAAUCGGCAAUAUGCUGAUAGGGAAGCUCUCGUCCGGAAUCUUGCCCGUUUUGUGGCGAAAGGGUGUAAUCAAAAAGUCCGACACCCUCCCCCGAGCCUCGGUCGCGUCGGCAGCUCUCUCCAACAUCGACUCGAAAUGCUCCGUGACAGACUACCUGAACGCUUUCAACCGUUCGCGAGGAGUUCCCUUGACUACCUGCGCGAGACAGAGAGCACGAUUCCGUGGGUACUGACGCAUGGCGACGUCGUUCCCGGCAACAUCAUGAUCGACCCGCAAGGCCCACGAAUCUCGGGAGUUCUGGACUGGGCAGAAGCCGAGUGGCUCCCAAUGGGAAUCCAACUCUAUGGGCUUGAGGAGUUCCUGGGCGAGUCGACGGGAGGGGAUUCGAGCACGCAGUACCCGCCACCCAUGAGCGUGUUUCGAUACUUUGCAGACGUGCAGACGCUGAGAGAGGCCUUUUGGGAAGAGAUAGACCUCUGCUGGACGGGCACACUCACUUCGACUCUUCGCGAAGACCUCUCCAAGUGCCGCGUAAUUGGAGUGUUACUCUGGCAUGGAAUUGCAUGGGACGGCGGGAAGCUCGAUCGGGUGGUUCAGGAGGGAAUCGACGAUGCAGAGAUACAGCGGCUGGACUUGUUUCUUCUGGGGAAGGAGGCGCCUCAUGAAGAUGUCGUCCACCACGUCGAUAAAAUCCCAACCGAACCCAAGCCCAUGACGGUAGAGGGAUCAGAGGGCUCCAUGUUAGACGAUAUCCUGGACGACGAAGACGCCGAAAUUACCGGGCAGGAGACUACUAGCGAUCAAAAACCUGUAUUAGGGCGGCCUCGCGUCAGUCAAGUUUCCAUGCCACGCGGAGCUGGGCGUGAGAGAAAACCCGGGUUCGGAAGACGGCUGUUAAACUUUGUGACCUGCCGUGGAAAGCUGUGA
Messenger RNA from Pyricularia grisea, 1359 nucleotides. RefSeq lists its product as uncharacterized. Lineage: Eukaryota; Fungi; Ascomycota; Sordariomycetes; Magnaporthales; Pyriculariaceae. Bases 1 to 1359 code for a protein of 452 amino acids. The transcript has a single exon. The record is from RefSeq and is a predicted model, not a curated record.